This is a messenger RNA of Dioszegia hungarica, 2373 nucleotides long. RefSeq lists its product as uncharacterized. The transcript has 2 exons. Bases 1 to 2373 code for a protein of 790 amino acids. Lineage: Eukaryota; Fungi; Basidiomycota; Tremellomycetes; Tremellales; Bulleribasidiaceae. The record is from RefSeq and is a predicted model, not a curated record. Gene Ontology annotation, molecular function: protein binding.
AUGCUAUCCCUUCGACACACCGUAUCUCAGCGCCUCUCAGCGGCGCUCGGAAGUCCGGUACAGUACCUCGCUGUCAGGAGAAACCACGGCGAUCCCGGACCGCAGACUUCUGCUCAUCGCAAGUCCCAGCGGAGCCGGCUUCGUGAUGUCGCGAUAGGGCAAAGCGGGUCUGCCAGACGGCGCAGCGAGAUUGAUGGUGACACCUUCCGCGCAAUACUAUCGGCGGAACCGCCUCUCGUGGAGGAAAGGCGUCCCAAACGAGAGUAUCAACCCAGGGAGAGGCGGCCGAGGGAACCGGUGAUCCCUGGUCGAGAUGGAGGGAUGCGGCGGGAUCGGCCGGCGAGGGCAUGGGAUGCGGAGACGAACAAGUGGAAGUUCUUGGGAGGUGAAGGAGGCGGAAGAUUGGGGGCGCAGGCUGGACAGCACAGCUCCGAGGCCUUUGACAGGGGAUCAAGGGGUCACGGUGGACGGGACUACGUUCCGCGCGAUACAAGCUCCUCCUCUGCGUUCACUCCUGGCAUACGAGGGGAUCGGUCAGACUCUCCUUUCAGCCGGCGGUCAUCACCCGCAUCUCGUCCCCCAUAUCCGGAGCGCGGCGCGACAGCCGGGUCAUCCUCUGGGACUCGGAGCAAAGAUGACCCAUUCACCACCUCGGCCCUGUUGCGAGACCACAUCAAGGCAUGCCAAACGCCCAUGUCUAACCAACAAGUCGACGCGGCUAUGCGGAUCGUCGAGACCGCGCCGAGAGCAUCGGUGAAUGCGGUGGUCUGGAAUCAAUUGUUGGCGAUGCUGGGAAGGGAGGGGAGGAUGGAGAAGAUGUGGAAAGUAUACAAUGAUAUGAAGAAGUCAGGCAUCAAGCCGACUGCACACACCUACACCUCCCUCCUCAACAGCUACGCCGGUCUCGCGCACUCGGCCGUCCCAUUUCACACCACCUCCCAAUCACACGCCGUCCCUCCUCCCAACCACCUCUCCCGCGUCUCCAUCAUCUGGAAACAGGCUCAAACCCAUCUGUCCACUCUCUCCUCGGCUCCGUCGGGCCUGAGCGUUCCCGAGGCACCCGCCGAAACGACUGACGGCAACCUCUUCGGUCCGAUCAACGCAUACCUCAAAUUCUUGGCCAAGUACCGGAUGUGGGAGGAGAUGUGGAGUGUCUAUACGGAUGCUGUAGCCAAGGAGGAAAAGUGGGAUCGAGUGGGAUAUACGACCAUGUUCCAGGCGCUGCCAAGUCUCGCGAGGAAGCAGGUCGCGGAUGCUAGGAAUGGGGCGGAUAAGAGGGGACAGAUCAUGGUCGGCCCGCUGGCCAGGGAGCUGUGGGAUGACGCGAUCAAGUCACUGGCGGGCAAGAAUGUUGAUGAAGGGGGACUUGACAGCCAUCUGGCGGGCAUGGGGGUGAGCGCGCUCCUGAUGGGCCGGCCCGAGGAUCAGAGAUUCGCACUCAGCCUCAUUCCCGAAUUAUGGGGUCUCGCGGGACUUCCGUCCGAGACCCCAAGCACCAUACCGGUGUCCGAAACCCCCGCCAUCCGCUUACCCAACCUCAAAAUCGAUGUCAGAUCGGCUACCACCCUCCUCCACUCCCUCAUCACUGCCUCUCGCCCCACCCUGGCCUCUCACUACGCGACUCUUCUCCUCUCCCGCCCUCGGAUACGCAAAGAGGCAGACCCACCCCUCCUCUACGCCUGCGCUACCGCUUUCGCGGAAACCGGGGACAUCAUCGCCAUCCUCGACCUGCUCCAGAAGCACGCUCACCGCCCCCCACAGGCCGGAUGGAAGAUAGGCUUUUGGCAUGACUGCCUCACCGCUGCCAGAUGGGCGCGUGUAGACGGGGCAGGCGGUCUGAAGGGGGACUGGGAGGGUAUCAAAGCUGUUCUGGGGUGGAUGGGUGUCGUCCCCAAGGCUCAAGCACCCGUGGCGGACGAGUGGAAGAGAAAGCCAGCGGCUCAUCGGCCAGAUAUCAUCAAGCCGGUCAGGCUCGACGCCAAAGCUAUGGCCAUCAUCCUCAAGACGGCUCUCGGGCGAACCAAGGCGCAAGUGAUGGAGGCCGUGGGCGUGCUCGAUCGGGCGGGGCUGGGGUACAUUCUCAGGGAGUUUGAAGGGGAGACGAACGCUGUGCGGGCAUGGGAGGAGGUCAGAGGCAAAGAUGGGAACCGAUGGGAGUGGACAAAGGAGUUGAGCAAGGAGAUGGUGCGUGCUUUGGAGGGGCUGGGGGAGAGGGAUGCGCUGGCGGUGUGUGAGAGCGGGACGAUUGAGGUGAUUGAGCGGCUGUAUACGCGGGAGAAGAGGAGGGAGCGGAGCUCGCCGCACGGGGGAGUGGACAGGGGAGGAAGUCGGGAUGUACAGGAGAACCCACGUCCUGUGUACAGGCAGGCGUGA